Messenger RNA from Cavenderia fasciculata, 2235 nucleotides. RefSeq lists its product as uncharacterized. The transcript has 4 exons. The record is from RefSeq and is a predicted model, not a curated record. NCBI's taxonomy places the organism in Eukaryota, Evosea, Eumycetozoa, Acytosteliales, Cavenderiaceae. The coding region runs from base 1 to 2235 and encodes 744 amino acids.
AUGAUACAAACAACAUCAACAAUAAAUUUAAAUACUUUAGUUGCACCGUCGUUAGCUUUUAUAGGUGUAAUCGAAAAGUUGGCAAUAGAAAGAGAAAAGAAGAAGACCAACAAAGAUGCUAUGAUAACUAAAAUAGAGGAUAAGGGACAACAAGAAGUAGUACUAUCAUGGUUAUUAUAUCUUGUUGUAAAUUGUGAAUUAUCUACUAUUAAAAAACAAUCGAUCUAUCUACUCGAUAAAGCUUUGAGGACAUAUGGCACCGCUCACACUUAUAAUCAAGAUAUUGUAGAAUCUAUAUUCAAUGUUUUGAUAUCUACCAAUAAUAACAAGAAUGAUAGUGAUGAAUCACAAACUAUGUUAAUAUCAAUAUUAAAUAUUCUAAAUGUUGGUUUCACUAAAAAACAAUAUUUAGAUUAUCUAAAACUUUUAGAGAAUACCAUUCGAAAGAAUCGUGACAAUCAAGCAAUCAGAGAGAUCAUUCUAAAGAUCAUGGAAUCGAUUGAUACAAAACAAGUUCAACUUGUGGCUUUGAAAGAUAAAUCGAUAGACAUUUUCAACAACAUUAUGUCAAGCUUUCUCACUGAUACUAGUAAUGUUCAAUACCAAUUAAGAGCAAUUGGUGUAAUUAGAUCAACGAGUGAAAUGAUGGUAGACAAAUAUGGAAGGAAAUCAAUAGUGGAAAAUGACUAUGAUCUAUGCGAAUUCUGCAUUCCACAUUUCGAGUUUUCAAAUGAACAAGUAAUACAACAUCUACUCGAUCUAAUAGAAUGGUAUAAUAAUCAAUCAAACGGAUAUGCAUAUGGUUGGGAGAAGUUUAUUGGUUACAUUGACCCAACUCAAUAUAAAUAUGUAUCAUCUAGAAUAUUCCCAAUGAUGCUCAAGAGAUUGUAUAAAGCAGACCACGAUAAACAAGAUGCAGUGGACAUUAUCCAAUCGGUAGGAGAAAAGAUGGGAAUGAGGUAUUAUGCAAGAUAUCGAUUUGAAUUGGUACAACAUCUCUUGGAAACUAAACAAGAAGAAUAUAUUGAUUUAGUGUAUUGGAGUUAUAGAGAGACGAAUUGGAGUUAUUUUUCGAUUUAUCUCCCAUCCCUCAUGAAACAACUCAUCAAUCGAUUCGAUCAAUUGAAAGAUUCUCAAAAAGAACACUGCCUCAAAUUUUUAUUUCGUACCAGAAUGAUGGAAUGUGGAGGUAUGAUUGACAUUGUCCAUCCAUAUUUCCGACACUUGGUUGACCAUGUAUGCAAACUUGGCGAUGUCCAUAUGAUGUGCAACAUGGUCAAUGUAGCAGCAGCCAAGGAGGGAAUCAGUCAAAACAGUCAACUCUUAUUCAACCGUUUCAUCAAAGUAUUGAUGGAUCCAUCAACGUUGGCAAAAGAUGCAUGGUCUCCAUGGGGAUCAAGGAUUUAUGCAAUGGAGAGGAUGAUUGACACUAUGCAAGGAGGUGUUUGGAAAAGUGAUCAAAUACAAGUAUUCACCAAAUAUGAUAAUGAAUAUUGCCAAAUAUUAGAGUGCCCAUCAAAAAAACGUGAAUCACAACCAAACAAGGCUAACCAAUUUUUGGAUGUUGAACUAACUGCUUGGACUCGCAUUCACUGGAUUCUAUACUACAUUUGUUUCCCCCGACAUUCCAACAACUACAACAACAAUAAGGAAAUACAAACAGUGAUACGAGAAAUAACUCGAGCAUCGUUGGACGAAUUUAUAACAAAGGCACCCACCUUUGGAAAAUAUAGUUAUUUGGUUCCAACGAUGAUGUAUAAAUGGGCAUUUUUAUGUCAAAUUGAUAAACAACAACAACAAGACAUGGUAAAGGUAGUGAUAGAUUAUUAUCCUAAAAUAGUCCCACUAUUACUCGUCAAGGAUAUGUUAUUCACUAGUGAUCAAUUGGAACAAAUAGAUGGCCAUAGAUCUAUGGCCAAGUUGUUUUGGAAUAUAAUCAAGAUACUCGUACAUGAACAACAACAACAACAACAACAAUGUCAAAUACAUUUAGACAAGAUACACCAAAUGAUGAUUGAUUUUAAUGAAGAAAUAUUAUGUCACUUGCCCGACCAUUUUUGCGUGUUGUUGGAUGAGCUGUGGUGUAUUCAUGAAUAUCAGGGUGACAAAGAUAAAGACCACAACGAUGAUGAUGAAGACGACCAAGAUGAUGAUGAAGAUGUUGAACGUCUGUUUAAUCAAUUCAUCACAAAAGUUGAUGAUGAUAACUAUUUGUUGAAAAAAAAAACUAAAUAA